This is a messenger RNA of Medicago truncatula (barrel medic), 3128 nucleotides long. RefSeq lists its product as uncharacterized. The record is from RefSeq and is a predicted model, not a curated record. NCBI's taxonomy places the organism in Eukaryota, Viridiplantae, Streptophyta, Magnoliopsida, Fabales, Fabaceae. The transcript has 2 exons. Gene Ontology annotation, molecular function: nucleic acid binding; zinc ion binding. Bases 2382 to 3071 code for a protein of 229 amino acids.
CUUAAAAAUUCAUAUUUAAUUCAUGUUUUGUUAAAAAAAAUUCUAAUUUUUUUGGGAGUGAUUGUCAUAAUAUUUUACAUAGUUCUGGAAAAUUUCAUUAAAAAAUAUGAAGGUUAGACAUGAGUUGACUAAAAAGUAGGGACCAAAAAUAAUAGUUCUAACAAAUUUUUUCAGAAGGACUAAAACGAAAAAUAUGUAUAUUUAUAAGAAAAAAAUAAGACACUCGUUAAUAUUUCCCUUAAAAUAACAACUUUAAAUAAGGAAUUUUUUUUUUCUGACCCCUUUGUCAAAAAAAAUUCCAUGUCUAACCCCCUAUGAAUAUUAUUCACCAAACUGACCCACUUUUUUUUUUUUUUUUUUUGUCCUUUUUCCAUUCCCGCCAUUUGAAAGCUCUGACACAUGUCAAAUCCUGACUGACCGACUGUUUUUUAUUUUUUUUCAUUACCGCCAUUUCAAAUGGCGGGACUGAAUUUUAAUUUUUUUUUUUCGUUUUUUGUUUUUUUGGGCAACAUAUAUAUACAUUAAAAACAUAAAUAAUAAUAAAUAAAAACAUAGUAAUGAUAAUGAUUACCGUACCAUUGAGUUAUCGGUUACGAUUGAAAACCGGGAGAUUCCACAACAUCAUCAAACACCGCAACCGCGUCAAAAAUCUCAAUUGUUUUCACAAACACAAUAUGCGUUUGAACCCCCAUCUUCAUCACAACAAUUACCGUACACCCAACUGUUCUCACAAACACAGUAUGAGUUUGAACCCCCAUCUUCAUCACAACAAUUACGGUACACCCAAUCGUUCUCACAAACACAACAAUUACCGUACACCCAACCGUUCUCACAAACACAAUAUAAAUUUGAACCCCAUCUUCAUCACAACAAUUACCGUACACCCAACCGUUCUCACAAACACAAUAUGAAUUUGAACCCUUAUCUUCACAACCACAACCACCACCGCAAACGCAACCACAAACACAAACCCGCCUAGAAGAUCUUUUCACUCGUCAGUUUGAAGAGAUCCCAGACAACAUUCAAGAACAAGAAGAAGAAGCUAGUAGUGAAAGUGACGAAGACGAGGCACUUCAGCAUGAUGCAGAUGAAGAAGACGAACACGAAAAUAGAUAUGAAGAAGAAGAUAUUUGGAGGAACAUUAUGUUUGGCACACAACCACAACCACCGCUACAGACAGUGCCGAUCAGAGCCUCUUACUGUCCCCCGCUGCAUAUGCGUAACGUUGACGUUGAUGCAUAUGAUGCUCUGCCUACCGACGAUCACUGGAAUACGAAUGUUCAUGUCGAUGGGGCUAUUGAGCAAGGAAUGACAUUUCACAGCAAAGAAGAUUGUUUGCAUGCAAUCAAGUCUUUCCACAUCCGACAAUCGCUGGAUUACGAUGUUAUACACUCAGAUCCAAGAAGAUAUGUCAUUCAAUGUACCCUCGAGACUUGUCUAUUUAAGUUGAGAGCUUCCUUUAGAAAAAGGAGUGGCAAAUGGAAGAUUGGAACCAUGAUGGGUCCACACAAUUGCACAUCGACUUUAAUGUCACAGGAUCAUCGCAAGCUCAACUACAAACUUAUAAGUCAAAGCAUCAAAACACUUUUGCAUGCAGAUGCCUCGGUAACGCCAAAAUUGAUCAUUGUGCACAUUAAAGAAAAGUUUAACUACACAACCACAUAUCGAAAGGCGUGGUUAGCAAAGAACGCUGUCAUCGAAUCUAUUUACGGGAAAUGGGAGGAAUCAUAUAAUGAUCUUCCGCAAUGGUUGAAUGUGAUGAAGGAGACAAUGCCAGGGACCGUCUUUGAUUUAAAAACGCAAAUUGGCGAGAAUGGAGAGACACAAUUUCAUCGUCUAUUUUGGGCCUUCUAUCCAUGCAUCCAUGUGUUUAAGUAUUGCAAACCAGUUGUCCAUGUCGACGGGACGUGGUUGUAUGGCAAGUACAAAGGGACAUUGUUGCUUGCGGUAGCACAAGAUGGAAACAACAAAACGAUUCCAAUCGCCUUUGCGCUUGUCGAAGGUGAGACAAAGGAGGGCUGGAGUUUUUUUUUUUGAAAAAUCUAAGAAGGCACGUCACAAAAGGAAUAUCUGUCUGCAUGGUCUCCGGCAUACAUGAAUCAAUUAAAAGCGCAUUCAAUGACCCAAGGAAUGGUUGGCAAGAAACUGAUUCAGCUCAUGUGUACUGCAUUCGACACAUUAAGCAGAAUUUCAUGAGGACAAUCAUGGAUGGAGAUCUUAAUGAUGUUGUAAAUAAUAUGGGACAUGCCCUAAACGUAUCCUUGUUCGAUUACUAUCGUGGUGUAAUCCAGAAGGCAAAUCAGCGUGCAUUAGAUUGAGUGGACAAUAUUUCGAAAGAAAAAUGGACUCAAGCAUAUGAUGAGGGUCGACCAUGGGGCCACAUGACAAGCAACAUCGUUGAGUCGUGGAACUCUGUGUUUAAGGGAACACGCAACCUACCUGUUACACCUAUAGUUCAAUCAACCUACUAUAGGCUGGCAUGUCUCUUUGCUGAUAGAGCUCAAAAAGCGUUUGCAAGGGUAGGUUCCGGAGAUUUGUUCAGUGAAUAUUGCCAAAAUGCGAUUAAGGAUGACAUUGCUAAGUCCAACACCCAUCAUGUCGAACAGUUUGACCGAGAAAAGUAUACCUUCUCAGUCCGUGAGACCGUCAACUACAGGGAGGGAAGGCCAAUGGGAACUUUCAAGGUGGACCUACGAGCAGGGUGGUGUGAUUGUGGGAAAUUUCAAGCUUUACAUUUGCCUUGUUCCCAUGGCAUAGCCACGUGUUCUUCAUUUCGCCAUGACUACACAACCAUUAUUCCAGCUGUGUUAAAAAACGAGAGUGUUUACUCCAUCUACAACACAACCUUCAAAGUAGUCCAGGACAAGAGUUAUUGGCUCCCAUAUGACGGUCCCGUGCUUUGCCAUAAUCCAAACAUGCGAACACUAAAGAAAGGUCGACCCAAUAGUACCUGCAUAAGGACUGAAAUGGACGAGGAGGUGGUAGAGAGGACUCCAACACCGAGACAGUGUGGGUUGUGUCGGCAUAUCGGUCAUAUUAGGAGAAAUUGUCCGAGUAUAAAUAACCGGUAGUUAAUAACAUUAUGUAUUAUGUGUUCAAAUAAAUUAAUAUGUUUUUAUUUAUCAUUA